GUUCCAUUUCUGACAACGCGGCAUCAACUCCGUGCCUCCCAGCCUAGACGCGUGGCCCAAGUUUCCUCGCCUGGUGACCACGUUUAGAGUGCCUUUUCUCAGUGAUGCUCGUGCCGUUUCACCCCGUUGCGCUGUGCUGAGGGCUGUUUCCUGGCCACUCUCAGGAAGUGACGACUCUUCCCGCUGGUCUUCCGUGUCGGAUUAUGCAGUGUGAUGGAUCACUUAAAUCUGUGCUGAUCUGUAUUUUUGGGGGGUCAAUUUAAAUUGGACUGGACUCUCAGAUGCCCCUGUUGAUGACUUGAAUUGUGUGAGCGCCCUCGUGUUGUUUUCCCAGCCACAAAGUAACCCCAGUUAUCACCUCGGCUCUCCCGCCAAAUCCCCCUGCAAGAAUGGCCAAAGUGUCCGCCUCGGAUACCGCCGUGCAGCCGCGCGUGAGCUACACGGAGCCCACGGAGCCCGCCGAGGCGCGCAGCGACGGCGUGGAGAUGAAGAAGGAGCUGAGCCUGCUGGACGGCGUGGCCAUCAUUGUGGGCGUGAUCAUUGGCGCCGGGAUCUUCGUGUCGCCCAAGGGCGUCCUGCUGUACAGUGGCUCCAUCGGCCAGGCGCUCAUCGUGUGGAUCCUCUCGGGCGUCCUCAGUAUGGUGGGCGCGCUGUGCUACGCCGAAUUGGGCACAAUGAUACCCAAAUCCGGAGGUGAUUAUGCGUACAUUGGCGUGGCGUUCGGACCCCUGCCGGCCUUUCUCUACCUCUGGGUCGCGCUGCUCAUCCUGGUGCCCACCGGCAACGCCAUCACCGCCCUCACGUUCGCGCAAUACCUGCUGCAGCCCUUCUACCCCAACUGCGACGCCUCGUUGGACGCCGUGCGCCUUCUCGCGGCCGUGAUCACGUGCCUCCUCACCACCAUCAACUGCUACAACGUGAAGUGGGUGGCUCGCGUGACGGACAUCUUCACGGGCAUGAAGAUCCUGGCGCUGCUGGUGAUCGUGGCCGUGGGAAUUUGGUACCUCGUCGGCGGCAACACGCAGAAUCUGGAGAACCCAAUGGCGGGCUCCAGCUCGUCGCCUGGCUACAUCGCGCUGGCCUUCUACAACGGCCUCUUCUCGUACUCCGGCUGGAAUUACCUCAACUUCGUCACGGAGGAGCUCAAGGAUCCGUACCGGAAUCUGCCGCGCGCGAUAUGCAUCAGCAUGCCCGUGGUCACGAUCGUCUACGUGAUCACGAAUGUGGCCUAUUUCGCCGUGCUGUCUCCGGACGAGAUCCUCUCCUCACUGGCCGUGGCUGUGACCUUUGCCGACAAGAUGCUGGGCUACGCGGCCUGGAUUAUGCCGCUGUUUGUCGCCUGCUCAACUUUCGGCUCGCUCAACGGCGCCAUCUUCGCCUCGUCGCGCCUCUUCUUCGUGGGCGCCAGGAAUGGCCAUCUGCCGGCCGCCAUCUCGCUAAUCAAUCUCAACUACUUGACGCCUGUGCCUUCGUUGAUCUUCCUCUGCAUCAUCACACUGGUGCUGCUCUUCAUCGACGACGUGUACGCAUUGAUAAACUACGUGAGCUUCGUGGAGGCUCUCUUCAUACUCAUCUCCAUCUCAGGACUCUUGUACCUGCGCAAGAAGCAGCCGGAUGCCAAGAGGCCCAUCAAGGUGAAUCUCAUUCUUCCGCUCACAUUCCUCCUCACGUGCGGCUUCCUCGUCAUCUCCUCCUGCUACGUGUCGCCCUUCGAGGUGGGCAUCGGCACAGCCAUCAUCCUGUCCGGGAUCCCAGUCUACUACGCCACAAUCCACAAACCGAACAGCGGACUGACCGCCGCUUCGCAGAAGCUGAACAACUUCUGCGCCAAACUUUUCGUCUGUAUGCCAAAUACGGAGAAACUCGACUGAUAUUUGGGACCACUUCCACCGGCUGAGCCACCAAAACCUGAAGGAGAGCGAGAUAAAUUAUAAUCGAUUUUGAGAAGUGCAUAAAAUAAAAAUUCUGAGGGAAAUUGUAAA
Molecule: messenger RNA, 1982 nt
Organism: Phlebotomus argentipes
Lineage: Eukaryota; Metazoa; Arthropoda; Insecta; Diptera; Psychodidae
Gene: mnd
Product: Y+L amino acid transporter 2
Exons: 4
Coding region: 390-1871 (493 amino acids)
Biological process (GO): amino acid transmembrane transport
Cellular component (GO): membrane
Molecular function (GO): L-amino acid transmembrane transporter activity
Source: RefSeq, a predicted model, not a curated record